CACACCCCUGCACAGCACACUCAUGCACAUGCCUCCAGUAGCAGUUUGAGAUCAGCAACUCGGAUCGGAGCCGCAGAUGUACUGGAAUCUACUUUGUGGGACUCAUUUCUCCACAUACCUGCUUUUGAAGAGGUUUUCAUGAGCCACCAGGAGGAGGGGGGUGAGACCGAGGGCCUUGUGACGUAAUCAUCAACUGCAUAGGAGUUUGGGGAUGACUGUCAACACCGCCUGCUCUACUGAUAGUGAGCUUUAUAAGGAGUGGCUGCUGUGGUUGUUCCUCAACAUUUGGAGUGUCAAAGAUAGGGAAGCAGCUGGUGGGAAGCUGAUGUGGGAUUGCUAGUCUCUUACAGGCUUCAUCUUGUUUUUUCAACAAUGGACCUGACUUUGUGGCAGUACCAGUUCAGGAUCAUCAUGCUGGGGGACUCCACAGUGGGCAAGUCUUCCUUGCUGAAGCGCUACACUGAAGACCUGUUCCUGGAGUCCAUCAACCAGACGGUGGGUGUAGACUUCUACGUUCACUUCCUGGAGGUGGAGCCGGGGGUCCGUGUCAAGCUUCAGUUCUGGGACACAGCUGGACAGGAGAGGUUCAGGUCAGUGACCCGUUCUUAUUACCGCAACUCAGUCGGAGGUCUGCUGGUGUUUGACAUGACCAACCAAGCAUCCUUUGACAAUAUUAAGGAGUGGCACGCCGAGGUGUGCGAACGAGUGCAGCCGAACAAGGUUCUGUUCGUCCUGGUGGGGCAAAAGAGUGACCGUGAGGACCAGGGGGAGAGGGUGGUGAGUCUGGAGGAGGCUCAGAAACUGGCCGGGCAGCUCGGGGUGCCCUACGUGGAGGCCUCUGCCAAGACGGGGCACAACGUGAAGGACACCUUUGAGCUGCUCACUCGGCGGGUCUACCAGGGUCUGCUGAGUGGAGAGGUGGAGCUGCAGGACGGCUGGGACGGGGUGAAGUGCGCUGCACCACAGGUGCUGCAGCUGCAGAGAGCCGACCUGGCAAAGCCCAAAAAAGACCCCCCCAAGAAGUGUUGUCCUUAAACUGCGUACUGGUGACAACCCCCCCCCCACACACACACACACACACCCUCAUCCUACUGUCGAACCAACACCGGCCCCAAGGAAGUGGAAUCCGAGGUGGAGGUUUACUGUAAUAACGUGACCAUCAUGAAACACUGAUUUUUGCACCUUUUGAUGUGAAGAUACAAUCUUAACAAUUUAGUAAUGUGGGACUGAUUUUGAGAAAACAUAUUGUGUAUUCGUAUGUACAAAAGCUUUGACAUUCCUGAAAGGGCUUACGAUUUAACUUAAGAAGUAAAGGUGUUUGUAACUGAUAUUGUUGCCAUGACGGCGAUGUUGGCCUCUUUGGUCCCAACGGAAGAACCUAUAAACACAUCAGACCUUUUGAUGGGUUGCCAUGACAUUUUGCAACAUUUGUGGUCCCAAUUUGACCCAUUUGACCCAUGACCAGCGGGCUCACCCGUUUGGUUUGUUGGUGACAACUAUUGCAUGGAUUGCUGGGAAAUUAGCUCCAGGUGUUCAUGGUCCCUAAACUUUCAAUCUAGCCAUCAUCAGGUCAUAUCAAGUUGCCCAAUGCGUUGGUUUAUGACAUUCACAGCUGUACUUGGUGUUCUGAGCUAAUUGACACACGUUGGCAUGCCAACAAGCUAAACUAAGGUGUGAGGAGGAUGUUGAACAUGGAAACUAUAUUCGCUGCUUAACAUCCGCAUGUUGGCAUCUGCUAGUGUUUAAUUGCCGAGUCUAUAAAUGUUUCUCUUGAUUAGAAACAGAGGUCCAUGCUUUCUUAUGCGAGACGCUAGCCAACUGUAUGAUAUAUUCCGCUUCAUCCUCUGAACCCUUUUCUGCAUAAACAUGUGAUAUUGUCUAUGUUGCUCGUUCCAUCGAUGAUUGACAGCCGUUCCGAUACAUGGUACCCUGAUUGAGUUUCAAAAUGUCCCCCGAUGACUAUUUGAAUUAAUGCGUAGGGCUUAAGUAUUUAUCUGGAAAAGGCUCUGCUGCAUCACCGAUAAUUGUGGAGAAUGCUCGGAGUGAGCGAUUGUUUUCAGGUGCUGUAGAAUUAAUUAAAUGAAACGCCUCGAGUGCCUUUGGAUAUUGUUGAAAUGUUGAGGUUUCCAUAGCAAUUACUGUCCGUCUACCUGAUAAACAGCCUCCUGUAUAUCGGCAACAACAAAACAAUUUAUUGUCUUCUAAAAGAGCCGCAGAUUGAAGCGCGGAGGCCGUGAACCGGUCCCUGUCCCCGUGAACCGGUCCCUGUCCUCGUGAACCGGUCCCUGUCCCCGUGAACCGGUCCCUGUCCCCGUGAACCGGUCCCUGUCCCCGUGAACCGGUCCCUGUCCCCGUGAACCGUUUCCUGUCCCCGUGAACCGGUCCCUGUCCCCGUGAACCGGUCCCUGUCCUUGUGAACCGUUUCCUGUCCCUGUGAACCGUUUCCUGUCCCCGUGAACCGUUUCCUGUCCUCGUGAACUGAUUUGACAUAAGUUACAAAAGCUCGUACUCAAAAUGAACCCGUCCCUGUGUGUAAAGGAGCCGGGGAUAACUUUAAGUCAAGCCAGAGAUGCCAGACUGCAAAAUGUUGUCUUUUUUUCAUAUCAUUUAUUUUUUAUUUUUUUGACAUUGUGAAAAGUCAACAUCUGAGCACCAUGUCUUCCAUCAUUUUGAUGAAAUUUGCUGAAAUAA
Molecule: messenger RNA, 2691 nt
Organism: Cyclopterus lumpus (lumpfish)
Lineage: Eukaryota; Metazoa; Chordata; Actinopteri; Perciformes; Cyclopteridae
Gene: rab42b
Product: RAB42, member RAS oncogene family
Exons: 3
Coding region: 373-1035 (220 amino acids)
Molecular function (GO): GTP binding; GTPase activity
Source: RefSeq, a predicted model, not a curated record